GACAAAAAAUAGAACACACCAGCAGUGUGAGGAGACCUGAAAGUGGCACAUGGCAUGGCAGAGUGUGGCGAUGGAGACAGCAGCAAUGGGAGGCCGUACAGGGACCCAUGAGAGACUCUGGACCUGGCAGCAGCAUGAGGAGGCGGUACAGGGGCCCAUGGCAGAUUACGGGCCUGGCAGCAGCAAUGGGAGGCCCGUAAUCUGCCAGCACCCUAUGACAAAAAAUGGAACACACCAGCAGUGUGUGAGGAGACCUGAAAGUGGCACAUGGCAGAGUGUGGCGAUGGAGACAGCAGCAAUGGGAGGCCGUACAGGGACCCAUGAGACACUGUGGACCUGGCAGCAGCAU
This is a messenger RNA of Staurois parvus, 349 nucleotides long. The record is from the annotation of a GenBank genome assembly. NCBI's taxonomy places the organism in Eukaryota, Metazoa, Chordata, Amphibia, Anura, Ranidae.